This is a messenger RNA of Coffea eugenioides, 540 nucleotides long. RefSeq names its product probable LRR receptor-like serine/threonine-protein kinase At3g47570. The annotation marks the transcript as partial. The record is from RefSeq and is a predicted model, not a curated record. Gene Ontology annotation, molecular function: ATP binding; protein kinase activity. Gene Ontology annotation, biological process: protein phosphorylation. NCBI's taxonomy places the organism in Eukaryota, Viridiplantae, Streptophyta, Magnoliopsida, Gentianales, Rubiaceae. The transcript has a single exon.
AUGGCUAUAACCUUAACAAUAGUAUUUCUAAUGUAUCGAAACAAAACUGAGGUAGGCAGGACUGAAGGGAUAUUGGAGAUCAGAACUGUGCAAAGGAUUUCAUAUUAUGAGCUUUUACAAGCAACUCAUGGUUAUGAGGAAAGCAAUUUGCUUGGCACAGGGAGUUGUGGAUCUGUCUACAAAGGGAUUUUAAAAGAUGGGAUGCUAGUGGCGGUUAAAAUGCUCAAUUUACAAGUGAAAAUUUCACUAGGGAGUUUCGAAAGAGAAUGUGAAGUGUUUCGCAACGUUCGCCAUCGAAAUCUCCCAAAAGUACUUGGCAGUUGCUAUAAUAAUGAUUUCAAAGCUCUAGUUCUUGAAUUCAUGCCUGAUGGUAGUCUUGAAAAGUGGUUGUAUUCCCACAACUAUUUCUUGGAUAUAAUGCAGAGAUUAAACAGAAUGAUAGAUGUGGCGCGUGCAAUUGAUUAUUUUCAUAAUGGCUACUUGAUACCAGUGAUUCAUUGCGAUUUGAAGCCUAGUAAUGUCCUGCUAGAUGCAGAAAUG